This is a messenger RNA of Aphanomyces astaci, 618 nucleotides long. RefSeq lists its product as hypothetical. Bases 1 to 618 code for a protein of 205 amino acids. The record is from RefSeq and is a predicted model, not a curated record. Lineage: Eukaryota; Oomycota; Saprolegniomycetes; Saprolegniales; Verrucalvaceae. The transcript has 2 exons.
AUGAACGCACUGUGUCAAAUGCAGCCAUCAUACGACGACAUCGUGGCAGUACUCAAACGUGUGGAGAAUGGCGAGACAGUGGCUGCUGUUGCUCGCAGCUCGCCGUUGAAGUGGACAUCAAUGUUUAAGUACAUAAAGAUGAAACCUGACACUGGUGCAAUCUCAAUUGGACAACGUGGCGUCAAGCAGGUCUUGCCGUAUGACAUGAAACGUGACUUAGUCACAUGGAUUACAGCCAUGCAGCAAGCCGGAUGGCCGGUCGAGCGAUUUGAAAUCAUUAUCAAAGCGAGCCAGAUCCUCACGAACUAUGCCGGUGUCCCACGCAGCCUUAGCCGUGGGUGGUUUGACCACCCACGGCUACGACCACGAGCUCACAACGCGAGUAGCACAAAAGAUCAGUCAUGCUCGAAACUCGGAUGUCUCGGGUUUGUGUGUACCGCCCGAGAUAUCUACAACGUUGACGAAACCAGUUUCAAGACCAAGGGAAACACCAAGAAGGUCGUAGCCAUACGUGGGUCGAAGGACGUGUGGAAAGGCGAACAAUCGGACACCUAUCACAUGACCAUUGUCAUCACAGUGGCGGCGGAUGGCACGGCGGUUCCCCCAGCCUUCAUCUAA